AUGUCGAGUUCCGUCAGAAAUAUUUUUGUUAUUUUCACCUGUCUUCAUCUGACUGUUGGUCAGGUAGUCUACUGCCCUUCUCUAGCAUUAUAUCAAAGUAGAUAUGGCGUUUGCUUAAUGGCUGCUGGUUUGCUUGUUGAUUGGGAUACGGCUGAGAAUUUAUGCGUUUUUCAAGGCGGACAUCUUUUGAGGAUUGAUGAUAGAGAUGAGAACGAUUAUCUCAUAAAAUAUAUCAACGUUUUUGGGGAAAAUCAUGAAUAUUUUUACAUUGGUUGUAAGUAUACGAGUUCAAAAUGGCAGUGGACUGAUGGUCUUCCAGUUUCUUUUGAUAACUUUAAUGUUGACGAGGUAGCGAAUGAAAACGCUGUUGGUUGGAUAUACGCCAACAAAACAUCUGAAGAUUUAGGGAAAUGGUUCGCCGGCAGUGGAAAUAAGAACUUUCCUUUUCUCUGUGAAAUUCCACCAUGCUCUCAAGAUCGUUAUUUAACUGCUGACAUCAACGGUACUUAUAUUCGCUAUGAUUCAGCUUUCGAAAAAUACUAUUUUGGUAACAAUUUCAUCACUGGGAACUAUAGAAAAGCCUAUCAAGAAUGUGAACGAUUAUCAGGGUUCUUGCCUGUUAUUGAAAAUGCAGCUGAAAACGAAUCCCUAAGAAACAUCAUGAACGAGCUUCUACCGGAUGUUGAGCAAGCUGUGAUAGGAUUGAGUUAUGAUAGCGAUGAAUGGAAAUGGGUACGAGACAAUUCAACUUAUACGAAUUGGGGUCCAGGGGAACCAACUAUAAAAGAUUCAUCUGCGGCUGUUGUUCUAUCUUUAGAUUCUGGAGUUUGGCAUACAGUACCCAACUCCAAUGAGCUGUUCUUGAUAUGCUCAGCUUGGAAAUCAAGAAAACUAUGUUGA
Messenger RNA from Auanema sp. JU1783, 900 nucleotides. The record is from the annotation of a GenBank genome assembly. NCBI's taxonomy places the organism in Eukaryota, Metazoa, Nematoda, Chromadorea, Rhabditida, Rhabditidae.